AUGACGAAGUUGCUUUUAGCUCAGUCACCUAUUCCUUCCUCUCAAGAGCUUGUUUCUUCUCAAGAUAUCCCCAUGUCUCAAGAACGUACAUACAAUCGAAAGUUGGAAAUUAAAAGAUCUUGCAAGGCGGCUGAAUGGGAGUUUAUUAUAAAAGGUGUUGGUCAAGAUUUUUAUGGAGGACGAGAUGAAGCGCGACUUGUUGUUGAGAAAUAUAACCAUUUUUUUGGUCGCAGGGUGAGAGUCGUCAAGAGCAAUCCAGAACGAUAUACGGUGGAAUGUUAUUACAAGGAUAAAUUGGAAUGCGACAGGAUGUUCCAUUCAGAUCCCAAGACUUCCAAUGUGAAGGGUCACUUAUUCCUCAAGGCCUAUAACGGGGAACAUAAAUGUUGUGCUGGUUAUAGUGAUGGAACAAAGGUUGAUCCGGUUACGCGCGAACUUAUCAAGAGUUUGAUAUUCAGUAGAUUGAACAGAAUCCCAACAAGAAAGCCAGGGAUAUUGUUAGAGAACUCAAAAGUGAUUAUGGGUUGGAAAUGGUGGUGUGAAGCCGUGAAGAAACACGAUCCAGGUAGUAGGGAUGAUUUAGUUGUUGAAGGUGGCGAGUUUAAGAGUUUGUUCUUAGUCUUCGAUGCUUGCAUCUCUGGUUUCGAAUAUUGUUGCCCGGUACUGUUCUUGGAUGCAACUUUCCUAACUGGAAAAUUUAGGGGUUGUCUUAUGGCGGCUACCGGGAAGAAUGCGAAUAAUGGAAUAUUUCCUCUGGCAUAUGGUAUCGUAUCAGCUGAAACUGUUGAGAAUUGGCAUUGGUUCUUGAAGAAACUAGAAUCUAUCUUGGGUCCUCGUCAUUUGAAGAAUAAUGUCCGCAGUAAGACCAACAAGAAAAAGGGAGAGCAUUGUGCUGCGAUGGGUUUGUUCAAAGAAUGUUUCUAUUCAUCGACUCAUGAAGGCUUUGAUCAGGGUAUGCAAAAGUUGAAGGAUAUGGGAUGUGAUGGUCUUCACAAAUUCUUGAGUGAGAUUCCAGUGGAAUGUUGGUCCAAUGCACAUUGGCUGGGCUGUCAUUACGGCGACAUGUGUUCAAACAUUGCAGAGUCCUUCAACUCUUGGAUCAAUGAAACAAAAGGUAUGCCUAUUGCAACACUUGUUAACUGGAUCAGACUUAAAAUUAUGGAACAGAUGAGUACAAGGAAGAGGAAGUGGGCGACGUAUAAAGGAUUCAUUUGUCCCAGGCUAGAGAAAAAAGUGUUGGCUUUCAUUCGUGCUGGUGUCCAGUGGAGAAUAACCAAGUCUGGUGACAUGGAGUGGGAAGUUUUUGAUGGAAAGCACACGCAUGCUGUUAAUAUUGCGAGCAUUGCUAGCUUCCGUGCUUCGUAUGAUCGUCCUAUCAAGCCCAUUUCUGAUUACGACAAGCCUAUUGAUGUUGCUAUUGGAGAUCUCGUGAACCCACCAACUGUCGUAGGAAAAAAACAUGGUAGGACGAAGAAGAAGCGGAUUCCUAACACAGGUAGUGCAAGUUUCAAGAGACCAAUUACGUGCGGUAACUGCCAUACUCAGGCACAUCAUAACAAGACGACGUGUCCUCAUCCUCCUGUGAAAAAGAAACGUUAA
Messenger RNA from Papaver somniferum (opium poppy), 1599 nucleotides. RefSeq lists its product as uncharacterized. The coding region runs from base 1 to 1599 and encodes 532 amino acids. The transcript has 5 exons. The record is from RefSeq and is a predicted model, not a curated record. NCBI's taxonomy places the organism in Eukaryota, Viridiplantae, Streptophyta, Magnoliopsida, Ranunculales, Papaveraceae.